GCCGAGAACAAUACUUUUAAUUCAUAAAUUUUGUAGUUCAGUAAAUAAGUUGUAGUUUUGGAUGAAAAUGAGUUUGCGUGGAGUGGCGUGUGGCCUGCUGAGUUACCUGGUGCUGGUGGAGGCCAUGUUUAUGGACCUGGGAGAACAGGAGGAGAGAUGCAUAAUAGAGGACAUCCCUGAAGGCACGCUGGUGACAGGGUACUUCCUCCUAGAGCCUUGGGAUCUGAAGCAGAGUUCAGGUCUACCUCGAAUGGGUAUGACCACCACGGUGCGAGACCCUGGCAAUGAGGUGUUGAUGACCAAGCGCUACGGGAAACACGGUAAAUUCACCUUCACCUCUCAUGCCAGUGGACAGCACCUGCUCUGCUUCCAAACCAACUCCACCAGCUUCUCUGUCUUUGCUAAGGAAAAGCUUAAACUGCAUUUGGAUGUUCAGAUGGGAGAACAUCCCAUUGAGAGAGGCUCAGAGAAGACCAAGGAAAACCUGCACACUAUCGAGGAGUCUCUGAAUCAUAUGAUUGACCAGAUGAUGUACAUCACCAGGCAGCAAGACCAACAAAGGGAGAGAGAAGAGGUAUUUCGUCAAAACAGCGAGGACACCAACCGUAGCGUGCUGUGGUGGUCUGUGGUGCAGACAACCAUCCUUCUCUCUGUGGGCUUCUGGCAAAUGAACAGACUCAAAGACUUCUUCAUAGAAAAGAAGCUCAUCUGAUCAAGUCCUUUAAUAUUAUUAGGAUCGCACAUGUUGAUUUUUAUGCUUGAUGAGCAUAAACUGUUGGAAUUAAUAAAUAAAUAAAUGUUCUUUUUGCAUUA
Molecule: messenger RNA, 813 nt
Organism: Gadus morhua (Atlantic cod)
Lineage: Eukaryota; Metazoa; Chordata; Actinopteri; Gadiformes; Gadidae
Product: transmembrane emp24 domain-containing protein 11
Exons: 5
Coding region: 62-712 (216 amino acids)
Source: RefSeq, a predicted model, not a curated record